AUGGCGCCGCUGCUCUGGUUUCUGCUCCUCCUCCGAGUCGCCGCCCUGCCGGAAGACGCCGCCACGCUCACCCGCCGUGACUUCCCAGACGGGUUUAUCUUCGGCGCAGGCACCUCGGCCUACCAGGUGGAAGGGGCGGCUGCAGAAGAUGGAAGGAAACCUAGCAUCUGGGACACCUUCACUCAUCAAGUGAUGAUGACAGGUUAUUCUGCUGACAAGUCUACCGGGGAUGUUGCAGCGGAUCAGUAUCAUCACUACAAGGAUGAUGUCAAGCUUAUGCACGACCUGGGUCUAGAUGCGUACAGAUUCUCCAUCUCAUGGCCGCGGCUUAUCCCAGAUGGAAGAGGAGAAAUCAAUCUGAAGGGCUUGGAGUACUACAAUAACUUAAUUGAUGAACUGACACGGCAUGGCAUACAACCUCAUGUCACCAUCUACCAUUUCGAUCUCCCUCAGUCCCUUCAGGAUGAGUACAACGGACUGCUCAGCCCCAGAUUCAUAGACGAUUACACCAUGUACGCGGACACCUGCUUCAAAAGCUUUGGGGACAGGGUGAAGCACUGGGUCACCAUCAACGAGCCCAACGUCGAAACGCUAGGCGGCUUUGACAGCGGCACUUGGCCACCACGACGUUGUUCUCAUCCUUUCGGCACAAAUUGUACUGGUGGGAACUCCACGACGGAGCCGUAUAUAGCUGCUCACCAUCUCCUGCUUGCACAUGCCUCGGCAGUGUCCCUGUAUAGAGACAAGUACCAGGCAACUCAAAAGGGGCAUAUAGGAAUUACUCUCUUGACCGGGUGGUAUGCGCCUGCUACCAAUGCAUCCCAGGAUGCUGUUGCUGCAACAAGGAUGAAUGACUUUCACAUUGGAUGGUUCAUGCAUCCUUUGGUGUAUGGGGACUACCCACCGGUAAUGAAGAUAAGGGUUGGUGCACGGUUGCCGAAUGUGACGGUGGAGCAGUCGAAGAAACUCUCCGGCUCAUUCGACUUCAUCGGCUUGAACCACUACGCUGUUUUUCCAACGCUGGCCGACGAGACUGCCUUCAAUCUGAAGCAGAGGGACUACUUCGCCGAUGGAGGAGUUGCAAAUCCGACGAAAUACAUCCUAGAGGGCCAGAAUGAGUAUGCUCCUUGGGCUCUAGGAGAGCUACUGGAGCACGUAAAACUCAAGUAUGGAAACCCUGCAAUCAUGAUCCAUGAAAAUGGAUAUGGAGACGCCCCCAAAACCCCAGGCAAGAUCGAAUACGAUGACGAUAACAGAUCAAAGAUUCUGCAAAAUUACUUGGAAGUUCUCUACCUGUCCAUAAGGAACGGAUCAAAUGUGCAGGGAUACUUUGUUUGGUCGUUCGUUGAUGUGUUCGAGUUCCUGUUCGGCAACCGCAUGCGCUUCGGGCUGUGCGGUGUCGAUAUGAGCACGGCGGGGAGGAAGAGGUACGUGAGGAACUCUGCGCGCUGGUACUCCGGCUUCCUCAACGGCGGUGAGCUGCGGUCGGUGUCGCCAUUGAGCAAAGCCUACGGGGCCGCAUGA
Molecule: messenger RNA, 1524 nt
Organism: Triticum turgidum subsp. durum (durum wheat)
Lineage: Eukaryota; Viridiplantae; Streptophyta; Magnoliopsida; Poales; Poaceae
Source: the annotation of a GenBank genome assembly